AGAAAACAACGCCUUACUUACCUUAGUUAGUUCAUCGGUUCUUUGUAGGUUCGCGCGCUCACGAGUCACGUCUAGGGUUUGGCGGCCAAGGGUCGUGACACUACCUUUCUGCCUGCUUGAAGUGGAGUCGUUGAUUGGCCUUCAUCUAGCUCCCGCCAGCGCCCUACGCGGGAAAUCGCAGCCGACAGGCAAACGCCUCGGGAAUCAGCUGUGCCCCGCGCCUCGUGGGCCACCAGGAGCUGUUGCUGCCCCCGGUGUCUCCGCCCUCAACUUCCAAACCCUAGGGGCGGUAGAGGCUCCAAACUCGGGCGCUUUGGCCGUGACCGUCCGAGGUGGGCGUCAUUGCGAGUUGGUGACCCACGGGUUGCGGUUGACUAGUGCCUUUUCUUUUCUUCCUGGACUGAAUGGAGCAAGGGGAGAACCAAUCAGCUGAUAGUUUUGUUGUUUCAUCAUCGGAUAAUAAUGAGCUGGAAGAUUUACCUGUGAAGGAAAGAUGCUUUGAGCAGAGAGAAGCUCUUCCUGGGGAGCCUCGCUGUGUUGUGUGUGGCCGAUAUGGUGAAUAUAUAUGUGAUCAGACUGAUGAUGACAUCUGCAGUGUGGAAUGUAAGACAAUCCUUCUUUCUCGGAUAGUUGCUAAAACAAAGCCAGCAGUAAAAGCAGCAAAGCGUGUGAACCUUCCUUUAGGCGAUGAGAGCUUUUGUAUUAAGGACAUCAAUUUUCCAAAUAUACUUACUUUAGCUGACAGCCGGAUCAGUUCACUGAGGAGUAAACUUGACAUUUGUGUCAAGGGUGAUGCUGUUCCUGAUCCAAUCAUGUGUUUCUCUGCCUGUGGUCUUCCUGAGAAGCUUGUGCACAAUCUCGAGACUGCGGGAUAUUGCAUGCCUACUCCAGUGCAGAUGCAAGUCAUCCCUGCAUCAAUGAGUAAUAGAAGUUUACUUGUUUCUGCUGAUACUGGUUCAGGGAAAACUGCAUCUUUUCUAAUUCCCAUAAUUGCUCAUUGUUCACGAUUAAGAUCACAAGAAUGCACAGGCAAUCAAGGACCGUUGGCUAUAGUUCUUGCUCCAACAAGAGAGCUAUGCCUGCAGGUAGAAGAGCAAGCAAAGGUGCUUGGUAAAGGUUUGCCUUUCAAAACUGCUCUAAUUGUCGGCGGAGAUCCAUUGCCUCAACAAAUUUACAGAAUUGAAAAUGGUGUUGAGUUAAUUGUUGGCACCCCUGGGAGGCUAAUUGAUCUUCUCAUGAAACACAAUGUUGACCUUACCUAUGUUUCUGUAUUCGUUUUGGAUGAGGUGGACUGCCUGCUGGAGAGGGGAUUCAGGGAUCAGGCCAUGCAGAUUUUUCAGUCACUUUCACACCCACAGGUUAUGAUGUUUUCAGCAACAAUACAUUCAGAAGUUGAGAAGAUGUCUAACUCACUGGCUAAUAAUGUGAUAAGUAUCUCUUGUGGGAACCCAAACAGACCAAACAAAUUAGUUAAACAAGUAGUCAUUUGGGUGGAGUCUAAGAAGAAGAAGCAGAAGAUUUUUGAGAUAAUGAAAAGCAAGCAACAUUUUAAACCUCCUGCUGUUGUGUUUGUGAGUUCCAGGGUUGGAGCUGAUCUGUUGUCUGAAGCAAUUACUGUUGCUACUGGAUUAGAGGUUGUUUCUAUCCAUGGUGAGAAAACGAUGAUUGAGAGAAGAGAGAAUUUGCGAAGGUUUUUAACAGGAGAAGUAUCUGUCGUUGUUUCUACUGGCGUCCUGGGGCGUGGAAUGGAUCUUCUGAAAGUACGUCAAGUGAUAUUGUUUGAUUUACCAAAUUCCAUUGAUGAAUAUAUUCACCAAGUUGGAAGGGCAUCCCGGAUGGGUGAGGAGGGUAUGGCUGUUGUGUUUGUGAAUGAGGAGGAUAGAAGGAUUUUCAAAGAGCUUGUUCAGGUUCUGAAGACUGCAGGAGCACCGAUACCCCGUGAAAUUGCAAAUUCAAGAUACACAGCUGGUGUUUAUGUUGGUAGCGAGAGGAAGAGAAAGUUGAGCUCUAGGUCUCGUUCUUGACCAACAUGUGUGAAAGAGUUGCUCUAUCUUUCUUGAAAUGAAAUAUGAUGUUUUUGCAUGUUUUUCUGAGACUGUCUUGUCAAUUCGUUUGAAGAUCUGUCUAUUUAGUAUCUACCUAAAGGAUAAUUUGGUUAUCUCUAGAGUUCAUACUAUUCCUGAAUUUCAAUCAUGCACAGACCCAACAGGGGCAAACAGUCCAUGAUUAUUUCUCAAUGUGUGAUGUCUGAGAUCAAUACAUUGGAAAAACAUAAACAAGAUUCAUUGCUUGUAAAUUUUAACAAAAUGGGUUUGCACUGUCAUGUUUGCAUGCCAGCUAAGAUACAAGUUGUUACUUGUUAGGGGUAGCUCAAUGCCAAGAAUUGCUGAUCAUGAGUUUACUACUACUGUGGUGGAUGAAUCACCACUAUGCAAGUUAUUUUCACUAAUGUAUCUGAUUGGAUGGCUGCCUUUUCGGUCAUAAUGGCAUGUGAUGGGCACAUGAAGGCCUCAAUUUUGGUAUGGUAUGGUAACUCUGAUUCCGGCCAUGGGAUACUGGAGCUAGAUGGCAAAAUUCUAAGAACAAUCAAUUGUUCCUAGUCUGAUGGCAAAUGUUAUGCUGAUCAUUAUGACAUUUGUCUGUACUACCUUGUCAUGAUUAUCAAUUAUUUAUAUAUUACAUUUGCUUAUUUAAUGAGGAGAAAUAUAACCUUAAGGCCUUUAAAGUGUUUGUUGCACAUCUUCAUGGUCCAUACGCUGGGUUGAUUGUUCCACCCUUAGUGCAUCUCUACGUCCACAUUGUAGAGCUUUUGAUAGUUACAUGAUGCUGAACAUAGUGCAUGACCUAUUCAUUAAUACAAGAUUGGCAGAAGAGGGUAUCUUUAAAGGCAAAAACUGCUAUGCAAUCAAGCUACCAAAAGUCAUGAUUUUUUUUUUAAAAAGAAUAUAAUUGUACUUCAUUGUUUACUCUACCAAUAUAUAAAGUUUACGUUCUAAUUCAUUCUAUGUUAAGAGAUAUAAAUAAGAGAAUUAUAUCAUUUUUCUCCUUUUUAUAUCUCCUAACAUAGGAUGAAUUAGAAUACAAAAUUUAAUAUAUUGGUAGAGUAAAUAAUGAAGUACAUAUAUAAUUCUUUUGAGAAUUUUUUAUGACUUUAAUUUGAUGGCACGACGAUUGCACGAGAAUCUUGAUUGCAUAACAGUUUUUGCCAUCUUUAAAUGUUCCAUUCUUAAUAGUGUUCAGUAGUGCUUGGUAAUGUGGAAUUGGAUGUAUUGUCUACUUGCUGGUUUGUCUUGUAUGCCAUAGUGAUGACAUCUCAUAAAGCAUGGCCCUUCUAACCAUUCUUUCAUAAAAGUAAAGUUAUCCGCAAACAUCACCUUCAUCCUGUUUUGAGAUUUUUUAUUUGUUUAGCUUUUUUUUCUUUGUUUGAAGAAAUAAAGUAAGACUGUAUACUCACUAUUUAAAAAAAAACUGUUGAGAUUCUUCAACUGAGUUUGACAUCAGGAUCCAAGCAAAGGAUGAGCAGUAACACAAUCAUAAUCUAUUUAUUUCUUUUAUAAGCAAUUAUAUCACUGACAUUGAUGUGUAACAAAGUAUCUUGAUAGGAACAUGUGUAUGUAGAGCUUUUCACGUACAUAGAACUGCACACAAUUGCAAACUUUAUAGUUCUUGUAAGUUGGAUUUAGUAAUAGACAUAUAUCUAUAUUACUGAAGCAACCUGAACUGCUUGUGUACCAACCGACCUAGCGAAACUCUGAUCUGGGAUGGUGACUUGUGCUGUUUGAUCCAUGCUUUUCAGAUGAUGAAGCGACCUUGGUCAUCUCCGUUUGAGGGUGAAGCUGGGCUGCUGCUGCUCAGCAACUCUUCGAUCAUUUGCAGUGCGAUCCUCUCCUCCUCAUCCAUCGGCGUGGCUGGUGGAGCAGUUGUUGCUGAUGUGGACUGUGAUGCAGCAUCAGUGGAUGCUGCAUCUUUGUUGAGCUCCACUGUCAUGACCCAGUUGGAGUCAGCACGGGCUCCUGCACGCUUCUGCCAAACACCAAUGUGGGACUUCUCAGGGUCAAGGCGGAGACAGGUCAGGGACGGUGAUGGCGCCUUGCAGCAUUUGCGGAGCUUCGCACUGAGAAUCUGGGACAGGUUGGUGGUAGAGGAGCCGCUGCUGAAGUUGCUGCGGGCGUCCCUUCCCGCAGCUGGGGUAGGCUCCCCUGUGCUGCUUCUUUGGAUUGGGAAGUUGGUCUUGGCGUUGCGUCCGCUCAUCAGCACAGCAGCCUCAUCAUAUGCUCUCGCUGCCUCCUCAGCCGUCUCAAAGAGCUACUGGGGCCAAUCAUAUUGUUGAGUAUCACUGGAAGCGUGGACACUGCGGCAAAGCAUAUAGGUAAGACUUGUGCUGAAACUUAGGGUGUUGGAAUAUUUACUGCAUAUUUUUGAGAUAACGUCAAAAUUCUUUUGCUUCAUUUGGAAUCUCUAGUCGUGUUCCGUCACCCAAUUUUUUCUCUAUAAAUAUGUAAUGGGAUGUUGAAAUUUACAGUGAAUUGUUCUUGAACUGAAUAUAGAUUGUGUGUUUAGAGUGAUUUCAGUGCGACCUGUGUAUGAGAAUUGACAAGGGUGCCUUUGUCCUGGGGUGUUAGUUCUGGAAUUGCUUGGAGAUGGUUGGCAUUUAAGCUUGUCUGAGGUAGCUGCAGGUACAGACUGGUGAUGAUGAUGGUGUGUGCUCAGUUGAUGGAUACUUGUUCAAUGAAGAAAUAUAAAAGUUUUUUUUUUCUGUCACUUAUAAUAUGGGAGUAGACUGAACUGUUGUUCAGUGGAGAAUUUGAUAGUAUGUUUACAUUUUGGCUUCGCUAUAUUCUCACAAUAGAAAUCAGGUUGCAAAAUGGUUAUGAAGUUAGGCUAUAAUAAUCUGUCUACACGUAACUUCAUUUCUUCUCCAUUGAACAUCUCGUGUGCUUCGGUUUGUAGAAAAUUUCAUUUCAUUUCACUUGAACUUGGCUUUCUUUCGUUAACCUCUGAAACUAUCCACAAGACGGUAGCUCUAAAGGUUUAUGGUAGUCUGCUUCAGCAAUAAGCUUACUCUUGUCUUAGGAUGACAAAUGUUUAUAGUAAGAUCAGAUCCUUCGCUGUAUCCAAACAUUCUAAUAAUUUUGGGUUCUUUGAAAGGGAGCUGGAGUCUUUGCUGAAAAUGUUUGGUUGCAGAUUACGACUUUGCACACUUAAAUGUUGUGUUCCCUCUCCCACAACUUUCCCGUUUGGGUGCUUUCCAGAAAAAAAAACUGUUGCCAUUUUGUUUGGAAGUAUCAGUUUGCACGCAUUGUUUGGAUGUGAAGUAUCUUAAUGGUUUUGACUGGGGUUUUUCAGCAAGUCACACCUUGGAAUAUCUUUCACAGCCGUGCUUUUUUAGAAAGGGAGAAAAAGAAAAAAAAAAUCAGUUACGGGUGAGCUCGUGGUCAUGCCGUGCGCUCGUAUUUCUAAGCCGAGCCAUUUGCAUGAAUGAGGUGCUAGGCUUUCCUGUGAUACCAAAAUGAAGCGUCGGUCUGCAAUAAAUCGGUAAGCUGUGGGUCAUAUUUUUACCAGGCGAGCAACUGCCCCCGUUGCUACAGAAGUUAAGCUGUGUAAAAUAAAAAGGUGAAAUAAAUUGAUUGAGUCUGUUGCCCUUGUCGAGUUAAUUAAUGAGAAACAGGUACCUGCAGUACAUCUACGGUGGGGAUGUCAUGUGUCAGUCGAUCACCUCUGACUGGAGCAUAAGAAGGUUCUGUGAGAUCUUGUCCUCUGACACUGUCUGGUACGUACACCCUUUUCUCACGCAUUGUGCACAGGUGUAUCUUUAAAAAUUGCCGGUGGAGUCAAAAGAAAAUAGGAGCAUGCAGUGCACUGUAUUUUAUUUGGAUUUGAAGCCCCUGCAUGUUUGGCAGCAGUUAUCUGUUCCUCAGCUCCUGUAACCUGAGGCGCAUCUCGGAGUCCGAAUUAUUAUUUUUAAUCAUCACCUACGUUAGAAAUGAAUCUGUUUGAUGUUGCCUAGGCGCAGUGGACAGAGAGGUAAGGUUCUUUUUGGGACCAUAUAUAUGACUAAGCUGGUCUCCCCAAAUCAUUCCCGGCAAAAUCAUGGACCUUAGCGAGGAACCGGAAGCUGCUUGGUUUUCUUUCUUUCUUUCUUUUAUGUAUAUGUUUGUAUUCUGUAUAGAUUAUUAAUCCGCUCAAAGCGGCAAACCGACAUGCAUGGUAUAGUAAAAUAUGAAUAUACUAGUACUAUAGAUAAGUUCCA
This is a messenger RNA of Zea mays, 6250 nucleotides long. Its product is annotated as DEAD-box ATP-dependent RNA helicase 41. The transcript has 5 exons. The record is from RefSeq and is a predicted model, not a curated record. NCBI's taxonomy places the organism in Eukaryota, Viridiplantae, Streptophyta, Magnoliopsida, Poales, Poaceae. Gene Ontology annotation, molecular function: ATP binding; RNA helicase activity; nucleic acid binding. The coding region runs from base 405 to 2024 and encodes 539 amino acids.